CCGCACUCCUCUCCGGGAUUGUAGUUCUGCGCUCCGCUGCUGCCUUGCGUGGGGGGAGCAGAUGGGACUACGAGUCCCGGCAUGCGCUGCGGCUCGCUGCCGGCCGCUGCCUCCCGGCUGCGGUCGCCUGCGAGCAGGUUGUUGUUUUUAUGAGAGGCGUCACUGGCGCCUGGAGCCGUGACUGCCGCCACCGUGAAAAGCAGCGCAGUCCGGCGGAGGUGGCGCUGCCCCUUCAGACCUGAAAAAUGUCUGAAACUUCCAGUGACAGUGAUUCCUCUUGUGGUUGGACUGUCAUCAAUCAUGAGGGCUCGGAUGUUGAGGUGGUGAAUUCUGUCACGCCCAGUGACACCGGUGAGCUCACCUCAGAAAGUUCAUCUUUAGGACAAGAGGAGCUAUUACUGCAGGUGGACCAGCGAGCAGAAGACAGCCAGAGCAGCACAGUGUUAAUAGAGGAAAAUGUAUAUCCAGCUUUAGGAGAAACCAAAUCAGAAAUCGAGGCAGAGGAAGAAAAGUUCACUGAAGACAACAUCUAUUUUGGAGCUGCUAGUGAUGAUUCGGAUAUUGUUACUCUUGAGCCACCUAAGUUAGAAGAAAUUGGCAUUCAGGAAGUUAGUGUUGUUGAAGAAGCACAGAAUCCUGAAGACUUUAUGGGUUCUUCGUCCAGCAGUCAUUAUGCGUUCUGUCAACCAGAAACCGUAUUUUCAGCUCAGCCUAGUGGUGAUGAGUCGAGUAGUGAUGAAGGCAGCGAUCAGCCAAGCCCGGCCUUUAGGCGACGCCGUGCCAGGAAGAAGACCAUGUCUACUUCAGAAUCUGAGGAGCGGCUCCCUGGUGAACAAGAAGCUGAACCUCCUAAGGAGCUGACUAGACGCCAGUUCAGUAGUGGGCUCAAUAAGUGUGUUAUACUUGCUUUGGUGGUCGCAAUCAGCAUGGGAUUCGGACAUUUCUAUGGCACAAUUCAGAUUCAGAAGCGUCAGCAGUUAGUCAGGAAGAUACAUGAAAAUGAAUUGAGUGAUAUGAAGGAUUAUCUUUCCCAGUGUCAACAGGAACAAGAUUCUGUCAUAGAUUACAAGUCACUGAAAGAAAAUCUUGCGAGGUGUUGGACCCAUACCGAAGUAGAGAAGAUGUCUUUUGAAACUGAGAAAAAGAGCCUUGCUACAGAAAAUCAGGAUUUAAGAAUGUCUCUGGAGAAGGACGAAAAGGUUGUAUCUUUGUUACAGGAAGAGUUACGGAAACUAAGAGAGCAGAUGAGAAUGUUGGAAGAUGAAGGGGCAAGUGCUGAAUUAGUUAGAGAAAACCAGAAACUUAAGCAGAAUUUGGAAGAAGAAAAACAAAAACUGCACAGCUUCCUCAAACAAAAGGAGACUGUAUUGGCAGAUGCAGAGACGUUGAAGAGGGAACUGGCCAAAGAACGACUCAUCAGCGCGGCCUUGCGGGAAGAGCUGCAGCUCUUGAGUGCCAGACAGCCUCAGGGAGACGGUCCCAGGGACCCCAGGGAAGCAAAGGAGGUAGCGGUCCUGCGGGAGAGGCUAGGUGAGCUGGAGCAGAAGUUGAACUUCGAGCAGCAGCGAUCUGAUUUGUGGGAGCGACUGUAUGUUGAGGCAAAAGAUCUAAGUGGAAAACAAGAAACCGAUGGAAAAAAGAAAGGAGGACGGGGCAACCACAGGGCUAAAAAUAAGUCAAAGGAAACAUUACUGGGUUCAGUUAAGGAAACUUUUGAUGCCAUGAAGAAUUCUACCAAAGAGUUUGUGAGGCAUCAUAAAGAAAAAAUUAAACAGGCAAAAGAAGCUGUGAAAGAAAAUUUGAAAAAGUUCUCGGACUCAGUGAAGUCCACUUUCCGUCAUUUUAAAGAUACCACCAAGAAUAUCUUUGAUGAAAAGAGUAAUAAAAGAUUUGGCUCUACAAAAGAAGCAGCAGCUGAAAAACCAAGAACAGUUUUUAGUGACUAUUUACAUCCACAGUAUAAGGCACCUCCACCGAGUCACAAUAGUAGAGGCCCUUCUAUGCGAAGAGAUACCAGGAAAGAAAAGCCAGUUCACUUUGAAGACUUCAGAAAAAACACACAUUCACAGAAAUGUCAGGCGGAUCAUGACUGUAGGGAAAACCAUUCUUUCAGAAAGACUUGUUCUAGUGCAUUUGAAUGUGCUGCAGAAGAAUCCACUACCCAUCUCAACAUGAUGGUCAAUCCUAUAACGAUGGAUGAAUUCCGACAGCUGCUAGAAAGAUACUUCAUACGAGAACUGGAUGCUUUUCAUCAUUGGAAGGAACUUGAUCAAUUCAUCAAUAAGUUUUUCCUAAAUGGUAUCUUUAGGCAUGAUCAGAAGCUCUUCGCUGACUUUGUUAGUGAUGUUAAAGAUUAUCUUAAAGAAAUGAAGGAAUACCAAGUAGAUAAUGAUGGAGUGUUUGAGAACCUGGAUGGAUAUAUAUUCAGACACUUCUUUGGUGUCAGUUUCCCCCCUCGAUAUGGACCCAGUCGACCUGAUAAAAAGCAACGUAUGGUAAAUAUUGAAAACUCCAGGCAUCGAAAACAGGAGCAGAAGCACCUUCAAGCACAGCCUAAUAAAAGGGAAGGUAAAUGGCAUAAAUAUGGUCGAACUAAUGGACGACACAUGGCAAAUCUUGAAAUAGAAUUGGGGCAGUUACCUUUUGAUCCUAAAUAUUGAUUCAUGAUUAAGUUAUAGAAUUGUAUGAGAAGCAUGGAUAUUUUCUAGAGUGGUGGGUGGCAAUGUCUCCCCCAUUUCUAAGUCUCAGUUUAAUGGCUUUAUAUUACUUAUAAGCAUCAGUCAGAAGCUUACUAACCUGCAUUUUCCUAUAAGUUUAGCUGUGUUGGAUUUUUCUCCUUUGGGAGGGGGGUCCUGGAGCUGUUCAAAGAUAGUUUUAAUAGGGAAGCCAGGCAUGCAACAGACUUUGUGCAUGAAAUGAGACUUCCUUCAGUUCAUUAGCUUAAAGCAGGGUCAAAUCAUACAUGACAAAGUGUAAUUAACACUGAUGUUUGUGUUAAAUUUGCAAUAGAGUUUGAAAAAGUACAUUGUGAUAGAAGUUCAUCUUUAACAUUUUAUAAUCUUACACUUGCUUCUUGUCUUUCUGUGGGUUCAAGAGCCCGUUGACUAAUGAAGAAUUUGCUGCCCUCUUAUGAGCUUGCUGACUUGUUCUCUUGUGAAAUUUCUUGCACAUCUGAAUAUUGUGGAGGAAACAAUAAAACUACACCAUGAGGAAAACUAAAGGUCUUUAUUAAAAACCUGGCAUUGUAUUAAUAUGGGAUUUUGUACAUUGUGAUAUUUUACAUAUUUCAUCAUUA
This is a messenger RNA of Ochotona princeps (American pika), 3295 nucleotides long. It is a transcript of the gene CCPG1, whose product is annotated as cell cycle progression 1. The transcript is spliced from 9 exons. The record is from RefSeq and is a predicted model, not a curated record. Gene Ontology annotation, cellular component: membrane. The coding region runs from base 246 to 2660 and encodes 804 amino acids. Lineage: Eukaryota; Metazoa; Chordata; Mammalia; Lagomorpha; Ochotonidae.